AUGUGGCGAAUGUUGCUAAACAGUGAAGGAGUUUUGGAUGAGGAGUUUACUACAUUAAAAAAAAAUGAUUUUGCAUUAGGGUAUAUGGACCAUAAUCAAGAACAUAAUUUGAUGCGUUACGGGUACAAAACAAUCUGUUUUGAUGGUACACAUGGUACAAAUCCUAAUGACUUCAUUUUACACACAAUUCUGGUAACAGAUGUUGACUGUGGAGGCUAUCCAGUUGCUUUCUUGUUGUCUAAUAGAAAUGAUGAAGUAUUUAUGAAACAAAAACUCUUUUGUACAUGGCACGUACAUAAAGCAUGGCGAAAAAAUUUUUUGAAAAUAAAUAAUAAAAAAAAACGUGUAACUGUUCGUAAAAUACUUUAUGAUUUAUCAACAGAAUUGGAUGAAGAGGAAUUUAAGAACAAACUAUAUACAUUCCUUUCAAAUAAUGAUGAAGACUUACAAAAUUUCUUGGACUAUUUUUUUAAAUAUUAUAGCCAAAAUCCUCAAUAUUGGGCUUACUGUGACAGGCAAUAUGCUGGAUGUAAUACCAACAUGGACUUAGAGAGUUUUCAUAGAGUAUUGAAAGAAAAGAUUAUUUGCAGAUUGAAAGUUACAAUUGUCUACAACUGUUUGUGUUAUUUGGAAAAAUAUUUAACCAUGAAGGAUAAUGAUAUACAAAAGAAACAAAUACGAACUAAACGUACAAAUAAAUUGAAAGUUCUUCGAAUAAACCAUAAAAAGAUCGAAAUUGAACCAAAAUGUUCUAUUAAACCUCUUAGCUUCAAUUCCUGGCAUAUAGAAUCAUUUACAGAUGAAAAAUAUACACUCUGCCCUGAUCACAGUAUAAGAAAUAACAUGUGUAAACACAUUCAUGCGGUCUGUAUGUACAAUCUCAAUAAUGAACAAAACAUACAUUUAGAUAAGGAUAAAGGUAAAAAUAAUACUGAGAUCGCACAAGACCAACAGCCAAUAGAAAAUAUGUACCAAAAUCAAGUAGAACACUUAGAGAGUGCUCGCCAAACACACCAGGUUGAUGAUAUUUUAUUGGAUCAUUUGAGGAACAAGAUAUUAAAAGAGAUUGAACAGUCCUUGCAAAAUGUAAAAACAAAAGAUCAACUCCAGCAGAUCAAUAGAAAAUUAAUUGCACCAAUACACGCAUUCGUUUCUGCUUCCAAUGUUGAAACUGUUCCUCUUACAAAAAACAAAUCGAAAAGAGGAAAAAUGGCACUAAAAAAAAGGAUUUUUGAUAAAAACAAUUUUUGA
This is a messenger RNA of Acyrthosiphon pisum (pea aphid), 1251 nucleotides long. RefSeq lists its product as uncharacterized. The transcript is spliced from 5 exons. The coding region runs from base 1 to 1251 and encodes 416 amino acids. NCBI's taxonomy places the organism in Eukaryota, Metazoa, Arthropoda, Insecta, Hemiptera, Aphididae. The record is from RefSeq and is a predicted model, not a curated record.